Messenger RNA from Nicrophorus vespilloides, 637 nucleotides. RefSeq names its product cytochrome P450 4g1-like. The transcript has 2 exons. Bases 96 to 527 code for a protein of 143 amino acids. Gene Ontology annotation, molecular function: heme binding; iron ion binding; oxidoreductase activity, acting on paired donors, with incorporation or reduction of molecular oxygen. NCBI's taxonomy places the organism in Eukaryota, Metazoa, Arthropoda, Insecta, Coleoptera, Silphidae. The record is from RefSeq and is a predicted model, not a curated record.
UCUCCAAGCACGAGGAUGUUCAAAAGAAGUUAUUCGAAGAGAUCUCAAGUAUUAUUGAAGAUGUUCAAUGCAUCAGUACUAAAGAUAUAAAUGCAAUGGAAUAUAUGGAAUGCGUGGUUAAAGAAGGUCUUCGUUUAUACAGUCCAGUAAUUGAUAUAGAACGCAAGUUGGAUUAUGACGUCGAAGUUGAUGGUUCCAUCAUACCAAAAGGCACGAACAUAAACAUAUUCAUAUUCCAGCUGCAUCGCUCCGAACAGGUGUACAAAAACGCAUUGAAAUUUGACCCGGAUCGAUUUUCCGCUGCCAACAUGGAUGGACGAGACCCUAUGGCUUUCAUUCCUUUCGGUUUUGGGAUCAGGAAUUGCAUGGGAUGGAAAUUCGCCAUGAUUCAGAUGAAGUGUCUCCUGGCCAAAAUUAUCUACAAUUACAGAAUGCAACCUUUGUCGCAACACUUCGAACUUCAAUUGUAUAGCGAUAUUUUUCUGAAAUCCAAGAACGGCUUUCCCGUUAACCUCUCAAGAAGAUGAUUUGUCUCUUCAAACCAUAUCUAAAAACUCACUAAUAAUAAUUGUGAAUACGGCCAAUAGUUAUUUGUAUAUGCGUUUCUUUUGUAGUCAAUAAGUGUUACAAGAUACAA